Messenger RNA from Calliphora vicina (urban bluebottle blowfly), 788 nucleotides. Its product is annotated as kunitz-type serine protease inhibitor BmKTT-2. NCBI's taxonomy places the organism in Eukaryota, Metazoa, Arthropoda, Insecta, Diptera, Calliphoridae. The record is from RefSeq and is a predicted model, not a curated record. Gene Ontology annotation, molecular function: serine-type endopeptidase inhibitor activity. The coding region runs from base 312 to 635 and encodes 107 amino acids. The transcript has 2 exons.
CGUAGAGAACAGACGACAAAAAUAUAUAAAAGUUUUUGUGCUAUAUUUUUUUUUGUAUUCGCCGGUUGUCUUCAAAUAAUUGAAAAUUUAAGAAGAAAAAAAGUUGUUAAAAUCAUAAAAUGUUUAAAUGAAUAAAAAGUAAAAUAAAUAUUAUCUUUUAAUUGCGGUCGCCGUAUUUAUUAACUCAGACCGACAGACAUAUUUCAAUUGUAGCUGAGAGAUUGUGUAUAAAUUUUAUUUCCGUUUUACUCGUGUUCAACUACUUCGGCUGGAAACGAGAAAUAACUCUGAGCCAUUGUCAUAAAUAAAUAAUGACCAAAAUAAUGAAUACAUUUUUAAUAAUUUGUUUAAUUUUCAACUCUAUAUUGUUGCUGUUUGUGCCAGCCAUUACAUGUUCUUCUUCGUCAUCGGCUUUGUCGAAUUCCGCUUUGCAGUGUAAAGAAUUGAAUCAAUGGAAUUGUUAUUCGGCGAAAAGUGAAGGCUACUCUUGCAACAGUAAAGGUCAAACCACAACUGAGACCAGAUGGUUCUACGACAAGGGACAUUGUCGUAAAUUCGCCUACAAAGGCUGCAAUGGAAAUCGCAAUCGUUUUUGUACCAAAGAGACCUGCAUGAAAAGAUGUCAAGGAGAAUAGAAUUUAAGCAAAAAUUCAAAAAAAAAACCUUAACUUUUUUUAUAUAUCAUAUAAUACACUUAUAUACACUUAAAUAAACACUUUACCAAUGUAAAUAAAUUGUAUUAGUUGUUAAAAAUAAAAAUCUAUAGAAAAAUGAAUAUAAAGAAACAA